Molecule: messenger RNA, 1070 nt
Organism: Oryctolagus cuniculus (rabbit)
Lineage: Eukaryota; Metazoa; Chordata; Mammalia; Lagomorpha; Leporidae
Source: RefSeq, a predicted model, not a curated record
ACGGCCGCCUCCACCAUGUCCGUCUGCUCCAGCAACCUGAGCUACGGCAGCAACGUCUGCAUGCCCGGCUCCUGUGACCCCUGCCCCGACUCCUGGCAGGUGGACGACUGCCCAGAGAGCUGCUGCGAGCCCCCCUGCUGCGCCCCCAGCUGCUGCGCCCCAGCCCCCUCCGUGACCCUCGUCUGCACCCCAGGGAGCUGCCAGUCAGCGUGCACCAGCUCCUGCACGCCCCUGUGCUGCCAGCAGUCUAGCUGCCAGCCCUCGUGCUGCUCCUCCAACCCCUGCCAGCAGCCCAGCUGUGUGACCCUCUGCUGCAGGCCCCUGAGCUGUGUGUCCGUCUCCUGUGUGCCCGUCUGCUCUGGAAGCUCCUCCCCCUGCUGCCAACAGUCUAGCUGCCAGUCCUUGUGCUGCUCCUCCAACCCCUGCGAGCAGCCCAGCUGUGUGACCCUCUGCUGCAAGCCCGUGAGCUGUGUGCCCGUCUCCUGUGUGCCCGUCUGCUCUGGGGGCUCCUCCUCCUGCUGCCAGCAGUCUAGCUGCCAGCCCUCGUGCUGCUCCUCCCCCUGCCAGCAGCCCAGCCGUGUGACCCUCUGCUGCAGGCCCCUGAGCUGUGUGCCCGUCUCCUGUGUGCCCGUCUGCUCUGGGAGCUCCUCCCCCUGCUGCCAGCCAUCCUGCAGCCCCUCCCCCUGCCAGCAGCCCAGCCGUGUGACCCUCUGCUGCAAGCCCCUGAGCUGUGUGCCCGUCUGCCCACGCCCCUCGUGCUGCCAGCCCAGCCCCUGCCCCUCGUCCUGCUGCAGACCCUCCUCCUGCGUGUCCCUGCUCUGCCGCCCCGUGUGCAGGCCCGCCUGCUGCGUGCCCGCCCCCUCCUGCCAGCCCAGCUGCUGCCGCCCGGCCUCCUGCGUGUCCCUGCUCUGCCGCCCCGCCUGCUCCCGCCCCGCCUGCUGCGGCCUCUCCUCGGGACAGUCCUGCUGCUGACCGGCGUGCUCCCCAAGGCCAGCAGGUCCCUAUGGGCACCCCCACUCUCAAGCACCUCUCUAUCUGCGCGUCCUGGUGAGACGCAGAGCCAGCCCCUC